UUCUUGUUUCGCCUUUCUCUCUCCCCGCCAUUUUUCUUCAGCAAGCACUCUGAGCAUUCUUUUUCCGGAAAUAUAAAUAGAGGGUUCAGAGUCCUCUCUCUCUCCCCUCUACCGGGAAGCCACAGUCCUACCAGUAUUCCAACUACUGUGCACAACUCCGGAUUUCUCCCUUCGAUGUGGAAAAACUUGUGUUUUUUUCUUCUAUUUCAGUAAUUUCUUUUUUUCUAUUUGAUGCGAAAGAAAUUGAAUGAGGGCAAAGCGCCCAUUUGUCUUGUUAUAAGUUUGUUUCUUCCUUGUGCGGGAUUCUGAACUUCAAAUUGGGAGAAAUAGACACCCGAAAGAUAACCCUCUAUGUCCCCUGUUUUCGCUUUUUUUCUUCUGUGUGGUGGUUGAAGUGGUUUCUGCAAAUUUUUUUUAAUGCAAUGUUGCAUCAAUUUGCUGAACUUCAUAUCAUAUUAUGGACUACCUUUGCAUUUAUUCAGCUCCUGAUUGAUACUGCAAUUGAAGUUGGACGGCUGUGAUUUUCAAACCAUACAAGAUGGUAUGGUUGUGCUUUCCAUCUAUGGAAUCAAUAGAAAAAAUAAAUCAUGGUACUUGGGGAUUUUUUGCCAUAGUUCGCAGUCCAUCUUGUCCACAAUUGCUUACUUUUUAGUCUCAUAAUUGAAUCAACUAAGUUCCAUAAAGUGCUAUUUUUUAAGCAACCCUAAUUUUUUAACAUCGUUGGCUCUCAUGUAACUUUAUAAACUAGUUAGGAUGCGUAAAUUCCCAGUGUGCUGCAACCUGCUAGUUGUGGAACUCCUUUGUGUAAGCCAAGCGCUUUCAUUUUUUCUUUUCUGCAAUGAAAUGUGCGUAUUUGAAGGCUUCAAUGGAUUGUAAUUUUUUCAGUAGUACCAUUUCAUUUUCAUUGAUGUUGGUUCUUGCAAAGCAUACGCGGUUAUAAUGUUAAGAUGGACUAGUUUAUUGUUAUGAUGCUCUCAUCGUUUUUCAUUUUCAUUGAUGUUGGUUAUUACAAAAUGAAAAGAGUGCAUGCCAAUGUUUGAUGAACACGAACGGUCAAAAUCUUUCCUGGAAAAAUUCUUUAGGUCCAAAGGUCCAACAAACAGGGAAAAGAUCUUCUAUAAUUUUUCUUCCAGUCCAUCAAACAAGGAAAUGUGCAUAUUUGAAGGCUUCAAUGGAUUGUAACUUUUUCAGCAGCAAAUGCUCAUUUUCAUUGAUGUUGGUUCUUACUAUGCAUAUGUGGUUAUAAUGUUAAGAUGGACUAGUAUAUUGUUAUAAUGCUUUCAUCUGCAAAAUGAAAAGAGUGCAUGCCAAUGUUUGAUGACCACCAGCGGUCAAAUUUUUUCCUGGAAAAUCCUUUAGGUCCAAAGGUCCAACAAACAGGGAAAAAUAUAUUCUAGAAUUUUUCUUCAAGCCCAUCAAACAUGCCUUGCAUUUGGAAGACGUCUAAUUUUUUUUCAUGUUGUACCUUCUUCUAGGAUUUUUUGCUAGAAUUCUUUCCAGGAAAAUUACUUCAUGGCCAUCAAAUGCUACCUGAACCAGACGAUUCAUAUUCAUCCAAUUUGUCUGUACUUCACAGUGGGGAGGAAAAGUUAGCUCAGAAAGUGGAAAUGUUGUCGAAUUGACCAUUCAAUUUUUGAACAAGGACCAUGAUGGCAGCGAGCAGCAUAAAUGGAGAUGAUGGCUGGUUGAUUCAGCAAACAUCUGAAUCACCCACUGGAAUUCAAGCAUCCUCUUCAAUUCCUUCCUAUAUUGAUGUCGAGGUUUCUUCUUGCACCACCAGAAGCCAAGCUAAUGGCCGGUCCUCACUUGAAAGUGUAUCUUUUGAGGGUUUUAAAAAGAGGCCCCUAAGGUCACCCUAUCCUUCUAUCUCUGGAAUGGAGGACGAUGGUGUCAAUCGUAUCAAGCGGGUUUCAAAGAGUGGAGGUCUUUCUCUGCGGCGGCAUCGGAUUCGGGGUAGUGCCCGGCGGAGCUCCUCGACUCUUUUGGAGGUCUCAGGAUGCCGGAGGGGUUCAGCUGAAGUGAAAGCAGCAUUUGAGCCGAGUUUCAGGGAAGAUAGUAGUGCGGUUGAGGCGCUUGGUCUUCCUUUAGGGAUGUCAAUGGCUGUGGUUUUCUCUAAGGUUCUUGAUGGUGCAAAUGCCACUGGACAAAGGAUAUCUGCUGAUCAUCUAUCAAGACUGUGCAGCAGUGCAAUAAAAGAAUCAAUAUUUUAUGUUUUUGGGAACCAUUUCAAUGCAUUCAUUGGCAACUUUGAGAGAUCUUUUGGAAGUACUCUACAGACCCUUCGCUCGGUCAACCAUACAUCUCUUGAUCAGCAAAAAAUGGCUUGUACCUCAUCAUCUAUGGAAGAUUGUGUACUUGAUGCUUUACCUCCCAUAGUUGCUGAUAAUUCCUGCUGUCUUGCUGAUGAAACCUUAAGAAAUACCUCCAGGUGCAACAACCAGCCUGGUAAUCCCUCUGAAGAGGUUCAAGAACAUUCUUGUACGAUUGCUCAUGGGUAUUCUUCUCUCCCUCGAUUGGUCCAGAAGAAUUCUGCUUCCACUGCACAAGCGUCUUCCACUGUUUCUGAAGAAAGCCAGGAAGAUGGCCAGGUUGUCAUUCAUGGGCAAGUCAAUCAGCAAGUUGCUUGUAUUCCACCUGAUAUGACUGACCUUAGAUUUAGGCAAUCCUUUUUGGGUACCUUUGAGAGAUCCGUUAGGGAACAAGUACGCUCCAAUGAUCUCAAAACAUAUGAGAUAGGUCUAACCAUGAAACAGUUGCAGCUGAAAGAAUCAAAAUUGAUUGUUGAUUCUGAUGCAAAUUUCCUAGAAAGGCUCAAGUUAUCUUUUGGUUUCUCAAAGGCUUCAUUCAAAAAGGAGAAGUUGGAGAACGAGAUGAAAAAUGCAGCAUAUUCAGAACUUAUGAAGAACUGUGCUGAUUGUCUAUUGGGUGGUUUGCUCAUCAUGUCAGCCUUUAUUUGCUAUGCAGCAUAUGUUCAUUCAUACGAUAUAUUUAUUGAAGCAUCUGCAUCAUGUACACAAAGUUCCAAGGGGUGGAGAAACUGGUGGAUUCCCAAGCCAAUUUCCUCUCUGGGUUCCCCACUGUUCCAAUUAAUAUGUUAUGCGGGGGUUCUUGGCCGAAUGCUCUUUAGCUUAUGUUUUUUUGCACUAGUAGCAUAUCUUUUACUACGACAAUCCUGUUCUUCUGGGCAAGCAUGGAGAAUAACGUUUAUUAUCAUUAUGCUAGGAGUUUUCGGCAGUAUUUCUGGAAAGUUGUGUGUUGAUGGCCUAGGUGGAAGUGGAAAUUGUUGGUUGUGUUAUUGGUGCAUUCUCUGCUUGUUGCAUGCCGUUGCCAAUUUCUUUACUCCAGCACUACAUUAUGCUCUAAAUGGUCCUGUCGCUAUUUCUCAAAGUGCUGAGAAGGUCUGGUUUCCAUAUUGGCUACGCCGAUCUAUAUUCUACAGCUGCAUAUUUAUGAUUCUUCCGAUGUUAUGUGGCCUGAUGCCUUUUGCAUCCAUCUCCGACUGGGGGCAACAUUUCUUGACAGAUGGAAUCUCUCGUUAAUUGUUACUAUUAUUCAAAUAUGUUGUAAGCUAUAUCUGUAAGCUAUUAAGAAGUUUGGACAUGUUAUGCACUGAAGAUGAGAUUGGAAAUAUAGUUAAGAGGUUCUAUUCAAA
Nymphaea colorata (pocket water lily) is the source of this 3652-nucleotide messenger RNA. RefSeq names its product protein CPR-5. The transcript is spliced from 6 exons. The coding region runs from base 1647 to 3539 and encodes 630 amino acids. NCBI's taxonomy places the organism in Eukaryota, Viridiplantae, Streptophyta, Magnoliopsida, Nymphaeales, Nymphaeaceae. Gene Ontology annotation, biological process: defense response; leaf senescence; trichome morphogenesis. The record is from RefSeq and is a predicted model, not a curated record.